Molecule: messenger RNA, 657 nt
Organism: Kwoniella shivajii
Lineage: Eukaryota; Fungi; Basidiomycota; Tremellomycetes; Tremellales; Cryptococcaceae
Exons: 6
Coding region: 1-657 (218 amino acids)
Biological process (GO): XMP salvage; hypoxanthine metabolic process; GMP salvage
Cellular component (GO): cytoplasm
Molecular function (GO): hypoxanthine phosphoribosyltransferase activity
Source: RefSeq, a predicted model, not a curated record
AUGUCACACAUACUUACCGAUGUAGAGAUGGUCAGACUGAGUUACAAUGACAUUCAUACUGCUAUCCAGAAAGCUGCUCCUAAAAUCAAAGAGGAAUUCGCUCCCACACUAUUUAUCGCCAUUGGCGGAGGUGGUUUCAUCCCAGCUCGUAUACUUAGAACUCAAGUGAAAGUAGACCAAGACGGCAAGAAGAGAAAUAUCCCUAUCCAAGCUGUUGGAUUGGUACUAUACGAGGCCAUGGGCGGUGUCGAAGAGAAAGUUGGUACAGAGGUAGUCAGAACUCAAUGGCUCGAUUUUUCGACUCUUGGUCAAAACUUCAGUCAUGGUGGUCUUUUAGGUCGACGUAUCCUCGUAGUAGAUGAAGUAGACGAUACUCGAACAACUUUAACAUAUACAAUUCGAGAAUUACAAUCUGAUAUCGAUAAACAAUUGGCAGCUGUAGAAGAUGAAACUGAAAGAGAACGAUUGAGGAAGGAGACUAAAUUGGGUAUCUUCGUUGUGCACAACAAACUUAAGCCUAAGGCAGGGCAAUUGCCUGACGACGUAGCUUAUUUCUCAGCUGUCGAUACUCCAGACGUGUGGCUCGCAUAUCCAUGGGAAUGCGAUGGGGAUAUCGACGCUCAUGACGCUUUGAGAGUGCAUAACCCUAAGGUAUAA